UGACAGAAUGAAAUUUUCAUCUUUGUCUUUAGGAUCGAAGGUUCACGAAAGUCGUUCGACACAUUAUAUCGUAAUUCCUUCAGUUUUAGAUUGUCAUUCGUGCACCAAGGUUACUGGAGGGAAGCUUGGAGAUUCUAAACGUUCGUUUCAGUGUGAAUAUUGUUUAAAAUCUAGUUAAAUUGUUGUUACUUGUGUUAUUUUUCUGUUCCAACUUGUAAUAUUUGUUUAACAAGUUGUUUAAUUUCUAAAUACUUUAUAAGGAGGAGCACCUAUAACCGCUUUUUCGAGUUGAGGGGUACACACACUCAACUCAAUUCCUGCUAAGGAUUCUUUAGAAGUCAACAUUUUUAGAAGAGGACAAGGCGAAUUUAUUGUAAGUAUUAUACUAUAUACGAAUAUUUCAUUUAAUUCAUUGUUUUCUUUUUAUGCUGUUUAGUUAAUAUGUCUUAAUUUAUUUUUUUUCCUCACCAGCGUUUUUGAAAUAAUCGGUAGUAACGGGAUUAGUAGGUUAUUAACAUCGCAGCGUAUUUUUAUUCGCGUAUUUGUGUCAAUUUAAAAAAAUAUGCUCGAAUUAAAUAGUUUUCAUUUAUGCGGAAUAGAAGAUAUUCUGCGAUGUAUGGUAGUGCCAUUGGUUUAUUUGAUAAGAUGUCGUUCUUUUCAAACGAAUCCAAUGCCGAGUAUGUUUCAGAUUGUUAAUCACAUAACGAUUCAAAAGUGUGAAAGGUAAGUUGAAAUUUUUUCAGGAAAAUUCGUGUCGUUCUGUGAAAAUAACUGUCGAAAUAAUUUCGAAUAUUUUUGAACCGAUAUGUGGAGGUUAAGUUUUCGAUUUAACGAUUUAUUCAUGUAAUUUGAAAUUGCGUCAAUUAUUUUUUUUUUGGUCGUACAACUCCGCUAGGUUAAUAGGAAUUGUACUUUGGUCUAGAGAAUUGGUAUAAUUUUUUCCUUAGUAUAUACAGUUGUUGCUAAGGAAUAUUAAGCCUGAUAAUAUUAUCUUAAUUACCAGUUUUAUCAUUAUUCAAGGUCAAAAACCGUUCGAUAAGGGAGAUUUUCGUCAAGCGAUAUUUUGAUAAUUAAAUUUUAAUGCUGAGGUACCGUUUGGGUAAAAAUAUUUUUCCCUAUUUUCAUUACAAAAUCGAUUUUCAAUUUGUGUUUAAAACAAAAAUAAUUUAUUUUUUGUUCCGAUUGGAAACUAAAACUUUUCGUCUCGUAGAUAAAUUUUAGUUCUUAUAAAGGGUGUCUCAAUAAGAUUACACUAUUUUCUUUUCAAAUAGGAGUAAUAUUUUGAAUUAAACAUGCCUAGGAUUAUGUAUAUAUUUUUUUAUGCCAUUUUCAUUAUCGUUGACCUUGAUGCACAAGACCCUAUACACAAUUUUUAACUAAUUCGCAGACAAAUGCGACACACCCGUACUUUACCCGCACUGCCGGCGUGCGUUUGUAACGUUUUAAUAAAAUUUUGGCCGAAUUUCGAACGCUCUUCACGAGCGCGUUUAAAUCGCUUUACUCACUCUUCAAAAUCUGUACAAGCGAUAGAAACGCGGUAUAGUCGCGCGUAUGUAUCGCAAUACUGCAAUUUCAGCGUUUUCGUCAGGUUUUUAGAUGUUGGUGAAAUCGAGUGAGUUGAUUCAAGAGUGUUUACACUGUUAUGGAUAAAAAACUCUUAUAUGGAAUUUGUUGGCGCGUUGGAAUUUGUUAAAUGACACAAUUGAUUCAAAUAAACGCACUUAUACAGCGAUAAAGGCGCGCCAUAGUCGCGCGUAUGUAUUGCACUGCUACAGCGAUAUAGACGCGUACGUAGUCGUCAUUUCAAGAACUCAUUUUGCGUCUGUAAACCGAGUUUACAACAUUCGCAAGCGAGGGCAACAACGAAGGCGUUUUGCGUGCGUUCAAAUCGCUUUGUAAACGUGCUUGAACCGGUCUAAACGCACUAAUGAGACGAUAAAAACGCGCUGAAGUUGCUUAAAGGAGCGUUCCGUAGUCGUCAGUCCUAAAACUUCACGAACAAAUGCGACACUUUGUUCGCGCAUUGAAAUCGGAUUAAACGUGCUGAACGUUCGCUGUAGUUGCGCGUCUGUAUUACAGAAAACUUUGCUGUCUACAUCGCUUUAUUCGCGAAAGUUUGCACGUUAAAAUAUGUCGAUACAGACGCGCAUAUAAAUUCUCUGCGGUUUCGAUUCAAUUCAAAGUCAAACUGUGAACACGUGCGCGGCUUAGUCCGUUUGUACGCGCGCUCAAAUCGUUACAAACGAUAUAGACGCGUUGUAAUCGCGUGUAUUUUAUCCGUAUCUUCAAUUGUAAAAAUGUAGUUUCUUACGCUGAAAUGGAUUAUAAAAAGGACGAAACAAAAGAUUUAUGAAUUGCUCCUGGACUAACUUUGAACGCGCUUCACGCGCGCGGUUUAGUCGCUUUAUUCGCGCAUUCAAAUAGUUAGAAACUCGCUAAAGUAAGACUCAAAUUGAGGAUUAUACCAGGUGGCAGAAAAAAUACGUACGGACAAUGAAACAUUGUCAUUAAUGUGACACGAGAGACACGACACGUACGUGAGCUGAUGCGCAUAUGGCGCAGUAUUUAAAUUGACUUCACGAUAAAAAAUAUAUUGUUAGUUUCAAGUUCUGAAUCAGAAGAAGACGAUGAAUUCUUGUGGUCUCUUACUACCAACUUUUCAUCUGCCAACUGUGUAACGUCUACAACGCUAAGCGUUUGUCGUAUUACGCGAAUCGCCUUGUCGAUAGGCGCUAAAAUUCUCUUAAUUUCGAUUUGCGUCUUUCCUAAUACACCAACGUUGGUCAAAUUUUCUGAUUUUCAUUUGAUACUAUGUCAUUUCAAGGACGUCGUUUGAUUCUAGAAGCGGAGUUAAUUCAUAAGUGAAAAAACGCGAUAACAGCGAAAUUAAACGCGCGUUUUUAUCGCUUAUCGUGAACGCCCAAUCAAUACAAAGUUGCGUAAAAGAGCCUUAAGAAAUGAAACUACCACAACUCACGAUUUAGCGAGCAGUUGAUACCGGAAUAUCGAUUAUUCGACGUGAUAAAUCGAUUAUUGAGUGAGUGCGGCAGGUGGUGUCGUCCUGUGGAAACCACAUUCUCUUGGGGGUUCCUUUCUUGAUCUUUUCGUUUUUUCAUUUAAGUGGUUUAAUAAAAAAAAAAUAGUUAAAUUGAAGAUUUGACAAUAUAUUGUCACAUCGAUCAAAAAUAUUCGAAAUAUACGAAAAAGUUAAGUAUAACGCAUUAAUUUAAAAAGUGCCAUGUGAGGAAUAAUUUGAAACCAACAAAUCUAUCUACUAAUUCGUGAAUAUCGCGAGACAUCGUCAACCAUAUUGUGAGCGUACCUUACAAUGGUGACUAUUUGGUUACUACCAUUUUAUAAAAAUUUUUAGUGAGAAGAUACGUGCAUUACGAUGCAGUCAAAUAGAGACCGUUCCUCAUAGUUUGACUACCGAUGGAGGGGAAUCACAUGGAACUUUUGACAUUUAUGAUUUCCUUGAAACAGUAUUGACAAAAAAAUGUCUUAUUAUUUCGCUAUGUCCCUGUCAGCAUGGCCGCUGCCAACAAAACUACCCACUUAUGUGGAUCCUACCGAGAAAGUGUUUCCCACAAAUCGGCAAGAAAUAAACAUUUGUGGUACGAUAACGACAGGCCCUAUAAUGGACAAAGAGCAAUUUCUUGGAAACGAAAUUGCGGAUUUGGAUUCGUACGUUUGUGUAAAUCCGUACGACGUGAAUCCGCUAUUAGACAGUACAGAUUUGCGCUCUCUAACGCUACGAACCGAUAUUCCGCUCAAGGUCGAAUCCAGUGCCACUCCACCAAGCCAAUCCGCAAUAAACGGAGGCAUGUUUUACGAGACCCAAAAGAGAAUCAAAUUGGAAAUGGAGGAAUUUGGAGAUCUCUCCCCAUUCGUUUCACAAAGACAAAUAAUCUCAAAUUCCGUACAUGAACUUCAAACACCGAUUUUUGAUAAGUCUGCUUUCGAUUACAAUUCAAGCAUCUAUCAGAAAAACGCCCAGGCAGAUUUACACGUAAAGUUGAAAUACGAUGCACUCUACCUCGGCAAUAAUCGCCAAGGCGAUAUGUCACAUAAUUCGGAGAUCACGCAUCGAAAUAUUCCAACUUCAAAUAAUAAUCAACAAUAUUAUGAUACAACUAUAUAUUCACCUACAUCAGAAAAUGGUACAUACAUCGAAAGGAAAUCGUCUAGUGCUACUUUGUUCGAUUUCGAUAUGAACGAUAGUGUUAGUGUUAAUUCUAAUGGACAUUCUUCUUAUCCGUCGCCUACGAUGGACACUAAUAAUUUAAUGACGGUUGAAACACCCAACGAAAUCGAAGAAUCGACUUCAACGUCGAAACCUCGACUAUUUUUGGAUAUUGGAUUGAAACAACAAUCUAAUGUUUAUGAUAUUAACACGCCCAGUAUAAUAGCCGAAGUAGUCAGUUUGGAAUCGACCGGUUUCAAUAUCUUAGAUCUUGUUAACGACGAUCAGCUCGAUUUGGUAAACACUGACAUCUUUACGACGACUACGACAACACCUUCCCCGACGCCUAUGUUUAUUACGAACCAAUCUGAGUGUUUACCAACUUUAAAUAGAUCGACAGAAAAACGACCGAAAAAACGACGGCAGCUAAGCGACGACGACGAAGAUUACGUUCCACCUAUAAAGAAAACUUCGAAGAAUGUAGUUCGAAGACGUAAAACGUCGUAUUGUACAGAAGUCGAUAGUGACGAGGAGGAAGAAGAGAAACCGAAAAGGAAAGCGAGGGGAAGGCCGCCUAAAAGAGCUGAAUCUGUUUCAUCGGAAAGUUCCAAAGAUACAGAUAUUUCAAAAUACAGAGAAUUGAGAGAUAAAAACAAUGAAGCUUCUAGAAAAUCUCGACUAAAGAGAAAAAUGAAAGAAACCGAAUUGGAAACUGAAGCAAAUGAACUUCACAACCGUAAUAUUAAAUUGAAAGCACAAGUUGAAGAACUAGAAAAAAUGGUUACUAACUUUAGGGAUAAUCUUUUUAAAAUAAUGAUUAACAAGUAGUUGAUAUAAGUAUUUUAACAUAACAUAUCUAAUAGAAACUAUAUUUCUUUGCAAACUAUGAAGAUUUGUUAUGUUUUUUUUUUAAUUUAAUAUAUAGUCAUACAGUGUGUUCAUAGAUUUCAAAUUUCUAUAAGAAACUUAUUUUGGUACACACUAUAUGAUAAUUUUUUACUAGUUCGUUUACUAUAUCGAUUUGGGUAUUUUUUUGGGUGGACCUGGCUAUUUGUUUCAUUUGGGUUCACCCUGAGAUCUUAUAGUAAGAUCGACUUGUGUGUUGAUACAUAUUUUUUUUAUUAUAUUAAUGAAGAUGAACACUAACCGCACGAAACUGUUAAAAUGUAUGUACCUGCAUAUACUGUUAUUAAAGAUAUAUUUUGUAGAAUCUUAA
This is a messenger RNA of Diorhabda sublineata, 5399 nucleotides long. RefSeq lists its product as uncharacterized. The transcript has 7 exons. Gene Ontology annotation, molecular function: DNA-binding transcription factor activity, RNA polymerase II-specific; RNA polymerase II cis-regulatory region sequence-specific DNA binding. Gene Ontology annotation, biological process: regulation of transcription by RNA polymerase II; DNA-templated transcription. The coding region runs from base 3497 to 5011 and encodes 504 amino acids. The record is from RefSeq and is a predicted model, not a curated record. NCBI's taxonomy places the organism in Eukaryota, Metazoa, Arthropoda, Insecta, Coleoptera, Chrysomelidae.